CCAAUACACGCUCAUUGAAUCUGUUUCAGCAUGAAGUCAAAAUCCCCUCCCUCUAUCGGUGUAUUCACAUCGAGCCCCUGUAUAUGUGCGAUGCUGCCUCUCUCUCAACCAUUCCUCCCUAACAUUCCAGAGGAGAUGAGGGAUUGACUGCUAGGAUACAGAGAAAGUGAGGGGAAUAUCUUUUUCAUCUAAAACACGUUGGAUCGAUCCUUCAGAACUUUUUCUUGCUUCAGACACUUGGCUAAACCUUUUAUUUAAGUCUCUACUGAAACAUUCGCAUCUGAUUUUCCUUUUGGGAUUCUGGACUUGAUCGGUGACUAUACAACCCUACAGGGGACACCAGAGCAUUGUUUCUUAUAAAAAAGGGCUGUGAAAGCCCUGUCCAAACACAAUGGCCGCCAUCUUACAACUUAACGCCAACAAUUUACAAGUGCCAGGUGAAGAUAGAUCAACCUCAACAUCUCCAUCUGGUUCUCCCUCUACUUCCAGAAUUGAGUGCAGUAUCACCCCUCUAACACCCUCACCAUCGCCGAGGACUGAGCUGAGACCACGCGUGGCCCAUCCGUUCUCUGUGGUGGUGGCUAUUGAUUUUGGUACCACCUCCAGUGGUUAUGCCUUCAGUUUUACAGAAGAUUCUGAGACCAUUCACAUGAUGAGACGAUGGGAAGGAGGGGACCCAGGUGUAGCAAAUCAGAAGAGUCCAACAUGUCUGCUGUUGACCCCUGAGCUCCGCUUUCACAGUUUUGGCUUUGCAGCUCGAGACAGCUACCAUGAUCUCGAUCCUGAGGAAGCCAGGCAUUGGCUCUACUUUGACAAAUUCAAAAUGAAGAUCCACAGCACCCGUGAUCUCACUAUGGAGACAGAGCUGGAGACUGUUAGUGGAAGAAGAGUUCGAGCCAUUGAAGUGUUUGCUCAUGCUUUGAGGUUCUUCAGAGAACAUGCAUUAAAGGAGGUGAAGGACCAGUCAUCUUCAGUGCUGGAAGGUAAUGAAGUACGAUGGGUCAUCACGGUUCCUGCAGUUUGGAGGCAGCCCGCCAAGCAGUUCAUGCGAGAAGCUGCAUAUCUGGCAGGUCUGGUCACUCCAGAUUGUCCCGAACAGCUUCUCAUAGCACUUGAACCAGAGGCUGCCUCUAUCUACUGCAGGAAGCUUCGUCUACACCAGGUCAUUGACCUCAGUCAACGACCAAUGACUAAUGGUCUAGAUCUGGAUGGGUCCCGCCCUUUCGAUUCUAGUUUCAGACAAGCUCGCGAGCAGCUCCGCAGAGCAAGACAUAGCCGAACAUUUUUGGUAGAGAGUGGUACUGGAGAAUUAUGGUCUGAGAUGCAAACAGGUGAUCGGUACAUGGUGGCAGAUUGUGGUGGCGGGACAGUGGAUCUGACUGUGCAUCAAAUCGAGCAGCCGCAGGGCACUUUGAAGGAGCUUUACAAAGCCUCAGGGGGUCCCUAUGGAGCAGUAGGUGUGGAUCUUGCCUUUGAGGCUAUGUUGUGCCAAAUCUUUGGGUCUGACUUCAUUGAGAGUUUCAAAGCGAAACGUCCUGCAGCUUGGGUGGACCUUAUGAUUGCCUUUGAAGCACGCAAACGUACUGCAGCUCCUGGCCGGGCCAACUGCUUAAACAUAUUGCUACCCUUCUCCUUUAUUGACUUCUAUAGGAGUCAUCGGGGACAAAGUGUGGAGACCGCCCUGCGGAAAAGCAAUAUGAAUUUUAUAAAAUGGUCAUCUCAAGGGAUGCUGAAACUGUCAGCAGAGGCCAUAAAUGAACUCUUUCAGCCGACCAUUAACAAUAUCAUCAAACAUAUUGAUGACCUGAUGCAGAAGGAAGAGGUAAAGGGCGUGCGCUUUCUCUUCUUAGUCGGUGGAUUCGCAGAGUCGCCCAUGCUUCAACGAGCGGCCCAAAAUGCACUUGGGCAGAAAUGUCGCAUCAUAAUUCCACAUGAUGUGGGUCUAACCAUCCUGAAGGGUGCCGUCUUGUUUGGUCUAGACCCCACCGUAGUCCGUGUACGCCGUUGUCCGUUAACUUACGGCGUUGGGGUUUUAAACCGUUUCGUGGAAGGCCGACACCCACGCGAUAAGCUACUCAUCAAAGAUGGCCGAGAAUGGUGCACUGACAUCCUAGACCGCUUCGUAAGCGUCGAUCAGUCGGUAGCUUUGGGUGAGGUGGUGAGGCGGAGCUACACUCCAGCAAGAGUGGGACAGAGGAAGAUCAUCAUCAACAUCUACUGUAGCGACACUGAUGAUAUAACCUACAUUACCGACCCGGGGGUGAGGAAGUGUGGCGCUAUAACUCUAGACCUGCUUGAGUUGGGGUCAACAACAGCUUGUGCCGGUGAUGAUGGUAAAGCAGCAGCAUUUGAACGAAGAGAGAUUCGUACCACUAUGCAGUUUGGAGACACUGAAAUCAAAGUGACGGCUGUUGAUGUGGCAACUGGGAAAUUGGUGAGGGCGUCAAUUGACUUCCUGUCCAAUUGAACCUGUUUGGCUGUUUUUGUAGAGGACUGGAAAGAGUGGAUGGACAUUUAACACUAGAUUUAUAACGGCUGGUUUAUUAACUGGAAGGGUAACCUUCCUGUCUUCAUUAGGCAGAGGAUCAGCUUGUUUCACAAGAAUUGUCUCUGUAUUAAAUGGACUUUAAAUUGCUCUAAAUUAAAAGUUAAUGACUAUCAAUGCCAAACUCAGUAAUGACAUCUUAUGUAUGAGUAGUAAAAACAAAGUUCGUUUGUCAGCUAAACAGACAAAAUCUGUACUGUUUCUGUAAAACUAAACAGAAACACUUACAUGUUAGGAUGAGACUUAUCAACCUUGUCUGUACAACAUUAUAUUUAGGGCUGUCAAAAGAUUAAUCGCGAUUAAUUACAAACAAAAUAAAAGUUUGUGUAUGUGUA
Misgurnus anguillicaudatus (oriental weatherfish) is the source of this 2880-nucleotide messenger RNA. It is a transcript of the gene hspa12b, whose product is annotated as heat shock protein 12B. The record is from RefSeq and is a predicted model, not a curated record. NCBI's taxonomy places the organism in Eukaryota, Metazoa, Chordata, Actinopteri, Cypriniformes, Cobitidae.